Cryphonectria parasitica EP155 is the source of this 2009-nucleotide messenger RNA. RefSeq lists its product as uncharacterized. Lineage: Eukaryota; Fungi; Ascomycota; Sordariomycetes; Diaporthales; Cryphonectriaceae. Gene Ontology annotation, cellular component: nucleolus. Bases 10 to 1746 code for a protein of 578 amino acids. Gene Ontology annotation, molecular function: nucleic acid binding; RNA helicase activity; ATP binding. Gene Ontology annotation, biological process: maturation of LSU-rRNA from tricistronic rRNA transcript (SSU-rRNA, 5.8S rRNA, LSU-rRNA). The record is from RefSeq and is a predicted model, not a curated record. The transcript has 3 exons.
CCUUUCACAAUGGCGUCCGACCCUAGCAAGAAGAGGAAGUUGAAGGACGCCUCCAAGGACACGACGGAGAGGCGGUCCAAGAAGUCUAAGAAGACCAAGGUCGUCGAGGAGCCUGAGCCAGAGGUCGAGGAUGUCGUCCAGGAGGACGGCGAGGAAGAGGAACAGCAGGAAGAUGUAGCACCGCCUGCUGAGCACGAACAAGAGGAUGGCUCCGACGCAGACGAAAACGAAGAAGCCUCGCCGCCCGAGGCAGCCAAGGCCGACCUCCCGCAGUCCCACCUCUCCCUCCCCCAGGCGGCCGGUACCGAAGUGAGCUCCUUCCACGAGCUGGGCCUCUCCGAGAAAACGAUCAAGGCGAUCGAUGAGAUGGGAUUCAAGACCAUGACGGAGAUUCAGAAGCGUGGCAUCCCGCCUCUGCUCACGGGCAAGGACGUGUUGGGCGCGGCCAAGACGGGCAGCGGCAAGACGCUCGCGUUCCUGAUCCCGGCCAUCGAGAUGUUGCACGCACUCAAGUUCAAGCCGCGCAAUGGCACGGGCGUCAUCGUGGUGUCGCCUACGCGCGAGCUCGCCCUGCAGAUCUUCAGUGUCGCCCGCGACCUGCUCAAGCACCACAGCCAGACGUACGGCAUCGUCAUUGGCGGCGCCAACAGGCGGGCAGAGGCAGACAAGUUGUCCAAGGGCGUCAACCUGAUCAUCGCCACGCCCGGAAGGCUGCUGGACCACCUGCAGAAUACGCCGUUUGUGUUCAAGAACCUCAAGAGCCUGAUCAUCGACGAGGCCGACCGGAUUCUUGAGAUUGGGUUCGAGGACGAGAUGCGCCAGAUCAUCAAGAUCCUGCCCAAGGACGAUAGGCAGACAAUGCUGUUCAGUGCCACACAGACGACCAAGGUGGAGGACCUCGCGAGGAUCUCCCUGCGGCCGGGUCCUCUGUAUAUCAACGUCGACGAGGAGAAGCAGUUCUCGACGGUCGAGGGCGUCGAGCAGGGGUACUGUCUUGUGGAUGCGGACAAGCGGUUCCUGCUGCUGUUCAGCUUCUUGAAGAAGAUGGCCAAGAAGAAGAUUAUUGUGUUCUUUUCGAGUUGUAACUCGGUCAAGUACUUCAGCGAGCUUCUCAACUUUAUCGACCUUCCUGUCCUCCAUCUGCACGGCAAGAUGAAGCAGCAGGCCCGGACCAACACUUUCUUUGAGUUCUGCAACGCCAAGCAGGGCACACUCAUCUGCACGGAUGUGGCAGCCCGAGGCCUCGACAUCCCGGCAGUAGACUGGAUCGUUCAGUUCGAUCCCCCAGAUGACCCGCGCGACUACAUCCACCGCGUAGGCCGGACAGCCCGUGGCUCCAACACCAAGGGUCGGUCCCUCAUGUUCCUGCAGCCUUCCGAGGUCGGCUUCCUCUCGCACCUCAAGGCGGCGCGCGUUCCCGUGGUCGAGUUCGAGUUUCCUUCCUCCAAGAUCUUCAACAUCCAGUCCCAGCUCGAGAAGCUCAUCGGCAAGAACUACUACCUCAACCAGUCCGCCAAGGACGGCUACCGCUCCUACCUGCACGCCUACGCGAGCCACUCCCUGCGGAGUGUCUUUGACGUGCACAAGCUGGACCUCGUCAAGGUCGCCAAGAGCUUCGGCUUUGCCACCCCGCCGCGCGUGGACAUUCAGCUGGGCGCGAGCAUGUCCAAGGACAAGAAGGUGCAGAGCCGGAGGCCAUACGGCAGCCAGCCUGCGCAGAAGAGGAAUGGCUUCAGGAAACACUAAUAUUGAGUCCGUUUCCUUCCUCCCAUCUCUAUGGGUGGAGGGUCAUGCAUGCAAGUAUGCAAAGUGAGGAAGAGCAUCUGGCGCGGACUUUCGGCGUUUAGGUAUGGUAUGAUUUUGGAGAGGCAUGCAUGCAUAGCAUGGCCUUGCCUUGACAAGAAAUAAAGGCGUUGGGCAUUCAAAACCUAGGGCACCUCAUCACAUCAUUUGAAGGUAUCGAUUUGAUAUGAGAGCGUCUGUAGCAAGACCUGAAUUGGAAAACUUUC